Messenger RNA from Plasmodium cynomolgi strain B, 1527 nucleotides. RefSeq names its product eukaryotic translation initiation factor 5. Bases 1 to 1527 code for a protein of 508 amino acids. Gene Ontology annotation, molecular function: eukaryotic initiation factor eIF2 binding; GDP-dissociation inhibitor activity; translation initiation factor activity. The transcript has a single exon. NCBI's taxonomy places the organism in Eukaryota, Apicomplexa, Aconoidasida, Haemosporida, Plasmodiidae. The record is from RefSeq and is a predicted model, not a curated record. Gene Ontology annotation, cellular component: cytosol. Gene Ontology annotation, biological process: formation of cytoplasmic translation initiation complex; formation of translation preinitiation complex; translational initiation.
AUGUCGUACAUUAACAUCCCUCGGGAUCGAAACGAUCCAAAUUACAGAUACAAGAUGCCCAAGCUGAUAUCCAAAAUUGAGGGAAGAGGAAAUGGCAUCAGGACGAACAUCGCGAACAUGGGGGAAAUCGCGAGGUCGUUGAAGAGACCUCCUAUGUACCCCACGAAAUUUUUUGGAUGCGAAUUAGGAACUAUGGUAAAAUUUGAAGAGAAUGAAGAAAAAGCAAUUGUAAAUGGUGCCCACAAGGAAAACGAUUUAGUAAAUAUUUUGGACAAGUUUAUCGAAAUGUAUGUCCUCUGCCCUCACUGUUUAUUACCCGAAACGGACAUCAUCGUUAAAAAAGGUUUCCUAAUCUGUAAAUGUAAUGCAUGUGGAAAUAUUGGCGAACUAAAUAAUUCUCACAAAAUUGCUACCUACAUGAUUAAGAAUCCCCCCCAGAUAAGCACCGUUGGAGGUAAAAAGAAAAAAACGAAAGAUAAAAAAAUGGAGAAAAAUGGUAAGGGGAAGAGUGACAAAGGAGGAGGAUUAACAGAAAAGGGAGACAAAAAUGAAGAAACGAGAAAUGGAAUACUACACUCUGGAGGAGACUAUGAUAGUUCGGAUGAACUAGACACAGAUAAAAGUAAUCCAACAAAUAAUGGAAAUAUUAAAAAAGACAAAAAAUCGAAAAAAAAAGAUAAAAAGAAAAACAAAACAGAAGAAAAUUUUGUAUUAGAAAAAGAAUCACUCCAUUUUGACAGUGUAGAAAUUAAAGAAGUUAUCGACAGAAUGAGGACCCUAUUUGUUACCUUCCCAAAUAUAAGUGACAAUGAUUUCUGCGAGGAACUUCGUGUUCUGCAGGUAUCUCAGAGCUUCGACUCCAAGUGUAGAAUUUUUAUUUGCCUCUCUGCAUUGUUCGACAAUCAAAUAACCAAAGAGUUAUUACAAAAAUAUAUCAAAUAUAUAAAGAAGGUAAACGACACGUCUGUUACCGUUACGGAUAUUUUUCUAGCCCUGGAGUACUAUGUUAACAAGGUGGCUCAAAACGCACUUAUUAUUUACCCAUAUAUUUUACAAAUUUUGUACAAUAAUGAUAUCUUCGAAAGCAAGGACAUUAUUAAACGGUAUGAGGUUAGCAGCUCUGCGACAGCCUUGUUUGAAAGGAGUAACAGCUCUGAUAGCCUUGAUGAGAAAAAUAAAUACUACGUGGAGUGUUACAAUAAAUGCAAAUGUAUGGCGAAACAUUUCGUUAGUUGGUUGAAGGAAAACGAAUCUGAUGAAGAUGAGUCGGAGGAGGAAGAGAGCCAAGUUAGUAACCCAGUGAAUAGCAACAUGACUAGCUACAAAGUGAAGUCUUUGCGAAAUAAUGAUGACAAGAGUAGGGAAACCCGCAACGGGGGUGGUGUCAACAAUGCAGUUACGAACGAAAACGAUAAGGCGUUUGAAGACUCCAAGAGUGAAAAGUGUGAGGACGAAAUAUUUUUGGAUGCCAAAGAUGGUAUCAACUACACGGGCGAUGAGGAGGAAAUCGACAUCGAUGCCAUUUGA